Molecule: messenger RNA, 3446 nt
Organism: Caenorhabditis angaria
Lineage: Eukaryota; Metazoa; Nematoda; Chromadorea; Rhabditida; Rhabditidae
Source: the annotation of a GenBank genome assembly
AUGACACAUUUUGGCGAAAUUAAGUAUGAUUUUCCAUUAAAAAAUGUUUUUAAAAUGUUGAAAAUCUGCAAAAAUCGCAUUUGGGCAGAAAAGGUGCGCCAGUGUCAACCUGUUUGUAUUUCGUUUUGGCUUGGAAAAUUAACAAUAAAAUGUUUUGAAAUUCGUUCAGAGGAAUAUAUUUGGCUUCUCUGGUCUAUACAGAAGGAAAAGUGUUGUGCACGGUGGAUGAUUGUUUGCCAAUUUUACAAAUUGAUGAAAAUGUAACAUCAAUCUCUAAAGAUGAUCAUCACUGGCUUAUUAAAAUGUCAAUGUGUUGGGAUAGAAAGAAUAAUUUGAUGGAAACAAAUCCCAGUGCUUUUUCAAAUAAUAUUGCGUUGAGGUAUGCGGAUAUUUUCGAGCAGACAAACAAUGAAAAAUUGAUUCUUGAUUUACAAAAAUAUUGACAACAACAUUUUUUUGUGAAAAAUCAUGAAACAGUGACGUUUUCGUAUCAAGCUAAAUUCUGCGGGAAACACCUAGACUUGUUUUUUCACGAUGAGAAUGUCACUUGUCUGGAAUUCAGAAAGGAAACUAGGGGUUCUUUGAUGAUUUUUGAAAAAUCAUGGAGUUAGGGUAUUGGUCUUUUGACGGUGUUGGGGAAAAAAUAGGUCUGAAAAAAGAAUGAAUAAAGUCAAAUACUGAAAUAAGAAAUUCAUCUUUUUGCAAAAGCUCUUGAAGCAAAAAAUACUAAAACAAUUAUCAUGUUGAAUUUCUCAAAAUCGACAUUCUACUAAAAAAAACUUCAGCUUCCGUACAAAACUGAUCAAUGCGACCGCAGCCAUGCAAGCUGCACUUGGAAUGGAAAACAUUGGACAUGUGCAUUAUCUCCCAAUCGUCCAUGAAAACUGUAUAUUUCUUCUAACCGUUCGAUUCGUCGAUUCAAAUUCACAAGUUCAAGUAAAUUUAUUUUAUUCAUAUUUCCAAAAAAACAAUUUCUGAUAUUUUUUCAGUGCCUUACACUUCGCUGGGUGACAUUUGACAAACUGUUACGGAAAAGAAUGCCAACGCCUGCCAUUGACACGUUGACAAAAGAAACUGUCAAUAUUCUCAAUUUCUUUGAAAGCAGUCAAAUUCCAUUGAAACGGUAUUUAUAUAUAUUUUUUGCUAUUCUCGACUAAAACCAAUAAUUGGAAAAUUUUCAGGGGAUUGUAUCUUUGCUAUUUGAAACUUCACUCUUCUUUGAAUUCCAUUAGAGUUGUAGUACCGGAUAAUUUACCAUCAAUUCUUCCAUUUGUUCAUGUUCGAGAUAAUCCACAUUUGACAAAAGAAGAGUGGCAAUGGAUCAAGGUAUUUUGAUGCUUAAAAAUUUGGUUGUAAAACAAACACAAUUUUUUACAGAGCACCGACUUGAAUGAAGAUUUUCGAGCAUCAAGAAGUCAAGUAGCAAUUCAUUCAAUGUUAUCAACUGCAAUUUCAACAUUGCUACAUGAUUUGGAUAUUGAUAAUGAUUUGAUGCCGGGACAUCGAUUUUAUCAUGCUGAAAUUAUUCAACCUGAUGAUAAUGUUUCGAUUGUGUUGGUAAGUGAAAAUAGUGUGAUAGUUGAGAAAACAUAGUUUUUGAAUAACAAUUUCACAGAUUCCUGAAAUUUUGAUUUAUUCUCAUUCAUUUCAAUAUUUUAUUUUUCUCAGAUUCUUCCAAGAUCGGACGAAGUUUGUUCAGCACCAACCGGAUCAACAAAAAACACUGACUACUUUGAACAAAAACGUGGAUGCUCGAGCAUCCCAAUCCCCGUUUUUGAAAUGAGUAUGUUUUCAAUUCUCCUGAACCCUCAAUUUCCAAAAAAAAAAUCAAAAUUUUCAGUUCAUCUUAACACCUAUCAACCAAUGUUUCUCACACUUUAUUGUCGAUUAUCAAUUUUCUUGGAGCAUUUCGUCAUGAUUUCUCAAUAUGAGCAACGUAAAUGUCUUUUGGAAAAUGACACCAAAAUUUACAAAAAUCAAACAGAAAUUCUUCAUGAGUUCCAGGUACAUUUUAUCAUCUGAAUUUAUUUCUCAAGUUUAGGAAAAAUAUUUUUUUAAACUGUUUUUUGCAGAAACGACUUGAUGAAAUUUGGCAGAAUUCACGUUGGAUUAGUCGAGUAGCUUUAGAAGCACGUGAUAAACAUGUCAAGUAAGAAACUAAGAAAACAUAAUGUAGAAUGAAAUUGAAAAAUGAAUAUUAUAGGGUUUCACGAAAUGCAGUGCCACUUGGAAGAUUGAUGGCGCCAUUGUUUAAUAAACUUGAUGACGAAAGCGGAUAUCAAAGUGAUAAGGAUUUGAAAACCAACAAUUUGCGCGUACAAAACAUUCUUACUACUCGACCAAAAUCGUUGUUGAAUUCGCCACAAGAAAGUUAUCGUGAUCUUGACAGGUUAGUUAGGCAAAAUGGAAAAAAUAUAACAUUUGAUUCAGUUUUGUAUGUAGUUUGUUACAAUGUUAUUUGUUUACAUUUUAUUAUUUAACCUUUUACUUUUUUUUGAAAACAAAAUGAAAUGACUUGCAGUUUUCAUUUAAUUUUAAAUUAGGUUAGAAAGGUUUUUUUUCAACACCUCAAAAUAAUUUUCAGUGAACUCAAAUGUAUUUCUCUCAUUUUUGAAAAAAAAAACUCUAAUUUUAGCAUGGAAAUAUGAUUUUGAAAAUAUAAUGUGAUUUUUUCUGUAAAUCAAAAAUUAGAAAAUAUUUUGAAUAAUUUAAUCAGCUAGCUAGCGAAAAAGAUUAUUGGGAUAAUCAAAUCUUGUCAUUUUUUAGAAUUUAAUUUGGAUAAAUUAGUUUCAAUGAAGACAAAAAUAACUUUUUGAUUAUCUGAAAUUUGAGAAACCGAAUAAAGAGUUGUUACAGUCAUGCUUUUAAAAAUAUAUGUUCCAAAAUUUUUUAUAAAUAAAUCCAAAAACUCAAAUAUGCAUUGAACAAUCCCUUUUGAAUUUCAGUAUGUAUCGCCGUCGAAAAAUAUCAGUUGAUGGUUCACAAAUUCCAUCAAGUAGUAAUGGAAUUGAUAAAAACUUGGUUCCUGAUCGACCAAUCACCAAAGAAGAAACAAAUUCCAGAGGAACUGUGAAUGUAACAGUUGGCUAUGAAUGUCCAUUAACAAAAGGAACAAAAAUUGCACUAUCGGUUUCUGGAAACACCACUGCUCAGGAGGUUUGAUUUAUUUCUUCAAACAUCAAACUCAAAAACUAUUUUUCCAGGUUGUGAGUCUAGUUUUGGAGCAAGUUGCAAAAUCAUCAGCUGGUGUUGAGCAAGAUAUUAUUCCUGCAGACAUCAAUGAUUUCUGUUUGAUUUCAGUGCUUGGUCAACGUGAAAGACGUCUCAAAAACGAGACAUCGGUUUUGAAAAUUCACCCAAAUUGGGCGAAAGGCAAUAUUCUUAUUCGAAGAAUUGACGAUUAUUUGGAUGACGAUUCCGAUCUUGGUAAUGAAUCACUUGUCUAA